Salarias fasciatus (jewelled blenny) is the source of this 700-nucleotide messenger RNA. RefSeq names its product parvalbumin beta-like. Lineage: Eukaryota; Metazoa; Chordata; Actinopteri; Blenniiformes; Blenniidae. Gene Ontology annotation, molecular function: calcium ion binding. The record is from RefSeq and is a predicted model, not a curated record. The coding region runs from base 138 to 464 and encodes 108 amino acids. Gene Ontology annotation, cellular component: cytoplasm. The transcript has 5 exons.
ACAGACACGUCAGGUUGCUUCUUGCAUUCUGGAUUUCGAAGCUGCAGGAGAGUGAGAGCAAAGAGAGGCAAAAAAUCUGCACAUCAUCUGCCCAGAGAGUGCAAACCUUACUCAAAGCACGGCAGCCACAGAGGACCAUGGCAUUUGCAGGGAUGUUGAGCGACGAGGACAUUAAGGCUGCAGUCCAGGCUUGUCAAGCUCCGGGCACAUUCGACUUCAAGUCGUUCUUUGCACAAGUGGGACUGACCUGCUCAACCGAGGCAGACAGAAAAAAAGUGUUCACAGUCCUGGACCAAGACAGGAGUGGAUACAUUGAGGAGGAGGAGCUCAAACUGUUCCUGCAGAAUUUCUCUCCAGAGGCCAGGGAGCUGACUGUAGCAGAGACCAAGGCUCUGAUGGCUGCAGGAGAUAAGGACGGCGAUGGCAAGAUUGGGAUGGAAGAGUUUUGUGAGCUCCUGAAAUAAAGAGAAUAAGCACACAUGAUCGUGGCUGUCUUCCCCCAUUUUCAACAACGGAUUUCUUAUGGAAACUCUGACUUUCCAGAAUAUUUGAUGCAAUAACCAAAAACCUUUGAAAUUCUGUACCUGCCUGCUGCUUUCCCUGUUGAUGUGAUAUGAUAAUACUUAGUGUGUUGAGGAACUGACAUUAAAGCUGAAUAGUGAAUAUGUGUGUAUGUUAAAUUACCUGGGUACCUGGAAUG